UCAUUUAUGAUAUUUCACUAUAGGUAAUAAUAUUAUAAUCACUAAAGUACUGCGGCAGUGAGUUUACGAAUUUACGAUGACCGACCGACUCAUGAUUUACGGAGGUGUAUUACAUAUUAUUAUUAUGUAGCUAGAGUAGGUUUAUUUUUAUUUUAAUAUAAUAUUAUUAAUUGUCAUUACUAGUAGUUUUUUUUUUCGUGUUACUGUGCGAACGAUGUGCACGUAAAAUUUACAACCGCUUACAUGCUGUACUUUGAACAAUAUAAUAAUUGUUUUUGCUAGUUGCGAUUUAAAUAAAUAGUACUCCGUGCCAUGGCGGAUUUUGCGUUAUUUUAUUCCCCCGAUUCGAGGAUUUUCAAAUAAAUGACGUUAUCCCCGUGCCCCGUUUACCAGUGCACAGACCGUGCCAGUGCAGUUCUUAUCGAUCGUGUCGAUUAGUCGGAUAUCAGCAACGGAUCUGCAUUCUCCGUCCGGUACUUAGAUACCAGAUAAGUAGUCUAUUUACCACCUAGUCAUUCUCGAGUUUUCCGAUAACUCGAUUUUCCCUUUUUUUCCUAUUCUCCCUACUCGAACGGUACACCAGCCACUGAUAUCCACUAUUCCGUUUUCGUUGUUCGUCUUCUCGAGUGUUCUUUCGGGUCUUGGCUCUUAAAUUAUUAUUGGUUCAAGUUUUUGAUUUUCUUAUCGACAUUUUUUGUUCGCUUGACUUUCGGUCCUGUCCGAAAUAUUUUUAAAUACCAUUGUUCUUGACCCUUGACGAUUCAAAGUGCCUAGUGCAUAUAAUUAUAUCUCAUCCUAUUUCGUUCAACAAUUUAUACAACAAAGGUUGUUUUAUAUACGUGUUUUGUGUGUUAUUUAUCCAAUUAUAAUUAUCCGCAGAUAUAAGGAUUUAGUGCAAUAUCAAAGUAGGUUAACCACUUUGAGCCAAAAACCAAAAAUGGAAGACUGCUCACACUUUACCGUUCAUCACUUAACAGCAAUCGAGAAAUGUGCCGAAUUUUUAGAACAUGUAUGUAUUGUUUUGAUUUUUUUGAUUUUUCAUCCACUUGUAUUAAAAACGAUGUCAUUGAUUUUAUAUAUUUUAUUUUUAGCACAUUGGUGGUUUAAUUUGUUGUGUGUGUCAAUCAAAAAAACCUGAAGUAUGGUUCUGCAUAAGCCCAGACUGUUUACAAGCAUUCUGUUACGAUGGAGGAUGUGAUCACAGUUAUCUUCAUUUUAAAGUACUUAUUAUACUAUGAUGGACUAUGUUGGUUAUUUAAAAUCGAUAAUAAAUAAAGCAUUUAUAAUUCAUAGGAUAACAAAACCCACUGUUUACAUCUUAGUCUUCCAUCCAUGCGUUUGUGCUGUUAUGUGUGUGUAAAAGAAUGUAAUAUCGGAAAUAACACACGGACAUUGAAUGGAGUAAGGCGUGGUUCAAAUUGUUCUAUAGAAUUUUAUCGCAACAGUGUACUGGUGAAUAAUAGUGGUGAAUCUGCCGAUGAAGACAGUGAUGAUGAAUAUAGACUAACAAAAGAUCAUAAACCUACAGGUAAUUACUGAUAAUUUAGAUCGUUUUUUGUGUGUUUAAUUAAAUUAUCGAAUAUUUAUAACAUUAGGCAUGUUUUGGUGAGUUGAUUUUUAGUAAAAAAUUGCUACAUGAUUGUAAUAUUUCCAAAAUGUUUUGUUUACCAUACAGUAUUUUUUUGUUAUGAGUUAUCCAUUGAUGGAUAACCAAUAACCAAAUAUAUUAAAUCUAGUUUUUAUUGUUCGCUGAUUACUAAAAUUUGGAUUUAGUUGCAAAACAAUUGCAGUAAACAAUAACAUCAAAAUAGUUUAUUUGCUAACAAGGUUGCUUAAAACUAGAUCACCAAAACGCGCCUUAUUUUAUGUAUAUUUAAAUUUUAUAUUAUUAUAAUAUAAAACAAUAUUUUAGGAUUAACUGGUCUUCAAAACAUUGGUAACACAUGUUAUAUGAAUGCUGCUCUUCAAGCAUUAUCCAAUACUCCACCGUUGACAGAUUACUUUCUAACUUGUUUUCCUGAAUAUACAUACCACCAAUCAGAAAAUCAAUUAAACUUAUCUAGAGCUUAUCAUCGCCUCAUUCAAGAAAUUUGGCAUACUAAACGUCCGGGAUAUGUUACUCCUACAUCAAUUUUAUAUACAAUGCGAAAUGUAAGUGGUAAAAUGCAAUAUACUUCACUAUUUGUUUUUAGUUAAUCUAAUUAUCAAUCAUAUUUUAUAUCAUGAUUUUAGGUGUUUCCAAUGUUUAGAGGUUUUCAUCAACAUGACACCCAAGAAUUUUUAAGAUGUUUUAUGGAUCAGUUACAUGAAGAGCUUAAAGAACCUGAACUUGAAGCUGUUCCAUCUAAGCAUCAUUCUUAUAAAGGUAAAAGUUAUUUAAUUCUAUUGAACAAUUAAUUGAUGAUUAUGUUUAGUUACUUCAAGGAAACAGAGUGUAGAACAAAGUCAUUUGGCUAUGCCAGAAGAUGAUAAAGACGAGUGUUCAGAUAAUGAUGAACUAAAAUCUUUGACAAAUGCCGAUAGCAGUUCAGAGGGUGUAGAUGAAUAUGAAACAUGUGAUUCAGGUGUAAGUGAACGUAGUUCAUUAUCAGAAGAGACAUCUGAACGGAUAAACUUGACCAAAAAACUAGAACGUCAUUUGUUUGCUAAAAUGAAUCAUGGAAAUAAAGUUACACUGUGCCAGAAAAAUAGAAAACUUCAUGUCAAAUAUAACAGUAUAAUAUCUGAAAUAUUUGAUGGAAAACUUUUAAGUUCAGUGCAAUGUUUAACCUGUAAUCGGGUUAGUAAAUAUUUUAUUAACAUGUUAAUAUUUCUAAGCAUGCUUUAGCAUAUUAUAAGUGCACAUUGCGCAUAUAAGAACACAAAUGACAGUGAACUUUACCAUAGUCAUGAUAGUAUACUUCAUAUAUUUAGUUAUUUUCCAAAUAUCUCCAUUUUAUUUAAGUUUUGUCUUAAUUUUUUAGUUCUUUUUCGAACCAAAAAUAUUUUUAUUUUGAUAUAUUGAAAAUAAUUUGCAUAUUUCAAGCUAUAUAUAAUUGAUUUCAAAUUGCUUAUAAGCUAUAAUUAUUAGACAAAAAUUAUUUUGUGGUCUGAUAUGUUUGCCCGACACUACAUUUUUACAAUAUUAAGUAUUAUAAAUAAUUAAUUUGUGUCAACAAGUAUUCAAUAAAUUAUUACAUUAUUUAUUAUUCAAUGUUACAUUCAAGACUAAUGUUUUAGGGACUCAUAAAAUUUGUUUCAAAAUCAAAAUUUUCAUUGGUUUAUUCAGGAAUGCGAAUAACAGUUCAGUUCGUAUACGAUAACGCAAUAACAUUUUAUUUUUGUAGAGUUUGUUUAUAAUACUUAGUACUUUUUCACACAGAACAAUAUUAUCGGUUGUAAAAUAUUUAUCUGAUUUUAAUCUUUAUAAAUUAUUAUUAAUAAUAAUAAUAAAAUAUUGUAUAUAAGUAUUAUGUAGGUACAGUAAAAAUAUAUAAAAUGUAUUGUCGGAAAAGUAUACUGAUCCCAUUGUUUUCUACAUUUUUAGGUAUUACAUUACUCUGUAUUUAAGUUUAAUUGCAAGAAAUAGUCAAUUUGGUAUAAAAUAUUUUAUUUAAAUUAAAAUAAGUUUAUUUUUAUUAUUUAUAAAUGAUUAUCAAAUCAAUUAAUAUAUUUCAAUGUGUAUUCCAAUAUUUGCUUUAUUGUCAAUGGUAUUUUAUAAUAAUAGGUACAUAUAUUUAUUAGUUUCGAUAAAACAAAUUAAACGUAAAAGUAACUACUCAAAUUACCAUUUAAAAUUAUCCCCAAUAGUUUUCAUUAGAACAUUUUUAAAUUGUAUUAUUAAAUUUAAUUAAUCACUUAUUGUUUCAAUACAUUUAAAAUUAUUGUGAUGAUUAAUUUAAUAUAGUAACUAUUUGAGUAAUCUACUAUUUCAUAGGUCUCUUCGAGGGUUGAAGCUUUUCAAGACUUAUCUCUGCCUAUACCUACUCGUGACCAUGUCACAGUUCUUCACCAGAGCUCAACCAAUCUCUGUUCCGUACAUAAAUUAUCCGAUAUUUAUACAAAUCAACAAGUCAUUCAAGUAUAUUAAUUUAAAAAAAAAAAAAAAAAAAUCUUUAAGUUUUUACACUAUUCAUUUUUUAUUUUAGAACUGGAUCUUUUGGUUUUGGGACAUGAUGUACAGAUGGUUAUGGGGUCCAACAGUUGGUUUACAUGAUUGUCUAGCAGCAUUCUUCAGUGCUGAUGAACUUAAAGGCGAUAAUAUGUAUAGGUAAGAGAAAAUUGUAUGAAUUCUAAAUAUAUUUCUUAUUAUAAUCAUUAAUUACUGUAAAUUUAUUUAGUUGUGAAAAAUGUAAAAAGCUGCGUAAUGGUAUUAAAUUUUCAAAGCUAUUAGAAUUGCCUGAAGUUUUGUGUAUACAUCUUAAACGAUUCAGGCAUGAGCUGAUGUUUUCAUCUAAAAUAACAUCUUAUGUAACAUUUCCCAUUGAUGGACUAGACUUACGGCCAUAUGUCCAUAAAGGUAUGUAUACAAAUUUAUCAUGUAUCUAGUUUUCUUCACUUUUGUUGAAAAAACUUGUUGGAAAAUUUGUGUCUUUCUGUGAAGUAACUUCCAUUGACACUAAAUAUUCCUUAAUUUCUAGUCAUAUAUUAUACUAUUAUUUAUUUAUUAGUAAUUCCUAAUUUUGAUCAUCUAAUUAUUAAUUUUUUUAUUUGCUUAAUACUUAAUAUAUGUUACAUACUUAUUUGUUUAAUUAUUAAAAUUACUUGUAUUCUAUACUUCAUUAAAUUAUGCUGAUGUCAUAUGCUAAUAAUAAAAUGUGCAGUUUAUUAAUCUAAUAAGAUUUUGAUUGAAAACUAUACUAAUUAAAUUUUCAGAUUGUACAUCCCAAGUGACAACUUAUAAACUAGUAUCUGUUAUUUGUCAUCAUGGAACAAUAGGGAGUGGUGGUCAUUAUACAUGCUAUUCCUUAAAUCCAAUCAAUGAGCAAUGGUACGAGUUUGAUGACCAGUGCGUUACCUUGGUAUCGGCAGAAAUAGUUCGCAGCUCUGAAGCUUAUGUUCUAUUUUAUAAGUGAGCAAUAUAAUUAUAUUAAACUAUUAUUAUAAAAUAUGUUAAUUAUGUAAUUUAAUUUGAACUGAUUUUUGUACUUUAUUAUUUUUUCCAGAAAAAAUAGUCCUAUAACUAAUAGAAUAAGAACACAAAUGCGUCAAGUACAAGUAAACAAGACCCAGCCAAAUUGUUCCCAGGAAGUAUGUUUUAUUUCAACCAGAUGGUUAUCCAAGUUCAAUACAUUUGCCGAACCAGGUCCUAUUGACAAUUAUGAUUUUAUGUGUCACCACAAUAGAGUGAAACCAACUCACGAACCACAAAUCAAUCAUUAUGCCACAAUGGUUUCUAGUCAGAUUUGGGAUUUUCUACAUAGCAAGUAAGUGAAAUAUGUCAUUGGUUUAUAAAUAAUUUUUAUAUUGAUAACAUGCUUUUAUAGGUUUGGUGGAGGACCGAAAUGUACCAACAAUCAGUUACAGAGAUGUGAAAUCUGUUAUGCUGAUUAUAUUGAGAUGUUGCUCAGGAAUAGAGCUGAGACAGAAACAAAGACUUUUACACGACUCAGAGAAGAGUCAAAUCCACAUGUAAUAUAUACUAUUUUAAAACAAAUUCAUACAUGAUGCAAUUGUCAUAAAAAUCAUUGUAAUAUUUAAAAUGGAAAAAUCAUAUUUUAAAAAAUAGAAACAUUACUAUUUUAUGAUAAGAAGUAUUUGAAUUCUGAAAAAAAAAAACUAUUCGGAGCUUUGAAAUUUGGAAUAAAUAAUGGUGUUAUAUCCAUACACAAACAAUUUUAAAAAGUUCUUAUAAAGAUUUUGAGAAGCACACUUAGGUUUUUUUAAGAUAUGCAUUUUUGUGAGAUUUUAUAUCUGUUGACUUAUAUGAAUUUGUGUAUUUAGGAUUUAUCGCCAGAUUAUGCAAUAUCGAUGAUUUGGUUCAAAUGUUGGGAAGCUUUCUUAAAUGGUGUUUCCAGUGAACCACCUGGACCAAUAGACAAUUCAAAACUGAUCGAAAAAACUGAUAGUUUAAUUUCAGGUAUGUCACGCUAAAUUUAAUAUCCAACAAAUAUUAAUUAUGACAUGGAAAUUGAAUUAUAAAUUAUAAUUUACUUAGAAUCCACUGACUAUGUGUCUGUAACCGAAAUCCAAUGGGAAUAUCUGUGGAGGAUAUACAGUGGUGGUCCUGCUAUAGAAAUAAAUGAACUUCAAAUACCGUAAGUCAAUUAAAAUCAUUAAUAAUAGUUGACUUAGUAUUAUAUAGUUAGUUUGAAUAUAAUAAUCAAAUUAGUUUUUUAUCUAGUACUGUGAACACCGAUAUUUGUCUCAAUCAAACAAACACUAAUUUAGAUAAACUGGGUAAUGUCGAUGAACCAGUACAAGAACCUGACAAAAGUAAUUAAAACAUUUUUAUUCGUUUACAAUUGACUUGUAGUUUUUAAUGUUCCUUUUUGAUGGAGCUGUUUUUCAAUAACUUUGAAAAAUAUUGUUAUGAUAACCUAAUAUUUUAUAUAAUAAAGUAUAAAGAAAAUUAUUAUAUGGUUAAUACUUGUAAAUAAAUAUAUAAAUAAAUAAAUGAUUGUAUCGCUUGGAGUAUUAAGAAAUGUGUAUUGCACGAACAGUUUCAAAUUAAAAAUUCACUAUCAGGUAAAAUCAAAAAGUAAAACGUGACUGAAUAUGAAAAAAUAAAUGAAGAAAUCCAUUGCGAGAAUAUAGUACAAAUAAUUUGUUUUACAUAGAAAUAAUUUAUUUUAAUUGGCGAGAUUUUAUUAUAUUUUUAUUGUUUUAUUAUUAGACAUAGAUAUGUUAAAAAAUAUAAAUUAUUUGGUUAUUAUUUAUUAUCUGAAAUGUAUUGAUAUAAGACAUUAUUUUUAAAAUUGAUUUAAACAUUUAAAAUAUUAAUAUUAUUUUUCUUUAUUUCAUUGUGUAUGUGUAAUUUUUCUAAAACUAAAUUAAUGUAAAUGUUAUUUUGGGCAUUUAAUAUUUCUAAAUCUGUAUUAAUAUCAAAACUUCUAGUUAUUUUCUAAAACAUGUUUAACAAAAUUUGAAUUAGAGGCAGUCUUUUUUAAUUUUAUAUCAGAAAUAUGUUCUUUAAAUCUUAUUUGUCUUACCUAUACACAAUUUAUUAUAGUUACAUAUAAGUUAAUAUAUACCAGAUUUUUCUGAAGAAGGGGGAUUUUUUGAAGUUUUUAGUUCCGUUGUUUCUAUAUUUGAUUUAAUUAAUAUCAGUCUUAUAAGUGAUUUUUACAUUAUUUGCAUUAUUAUUCAAAAUUUUAGUGAAUUUUGUUUAAUUUAAAUAAUCUCUCUUAUUAAAAUAAAUUAUUUCUAUGUGAAAUGACUAAUUUGUAUAAUUUUUUAUAGUACUGUAAUAUAUAAUCAAUGAUUACAGCAUGCGAUGGAAAAAAAUAUAAAUCUCAAUAUUCUGUCUUCAUAAUUUAAAUAAAUAAAUAAGAAUGUUAGCACAUACAGUAUGAAUGAAUCAAAUAUUCUUUGAAACAGUGCGUAUUAUUAUGUUUUUUUCAUUAAUUUUGAUCAUUUUUUUUAUAAUCACAUAAUAAUUACUUUUGGUUUUGAAUUGAGAUUUUAAUUUUAAAUAAUAUUUAUUAUUAUUAUCAAUAUAUAAUUUGACAAUUGUUUUUUAUUGUUAUUAUUCAACAGUAUAAAAAAAAUACCUUCAGAUUAUUUUUCAAUGGUUCUAUUGUUAAAUGAAAUUAUAUCUUUUGAGUUGUUUACACAAAUAUACUUAAACACAGGAAACAUGGCACACAAAUUUUACAAUUUUAAUAUUUUUUUAAUACAAAAACAUAAUAAAUAUAAUAUUAUAACAUAUUAUGAAAGUCCUUAUUCAGAAACAUAAAAUAAAUUUGAACAAACGUAAUGAUUUAUAACGAUUUAACAAUGAUAUUCUAUGUAAGAUAAUAUAUUUAUGUUUUAUUCUGUAUUAAUGUUUUUAGUUAUUUUGGAGACUGAAGGUGUAGAAAUAGUUAGUAACCAAGACUCAGGUGACCAACCAAUGACUGUUACAAAUAAACAACAACAAAUGCAGCAAGAGUAUUCAGCGGUGAAGAAAAUAAAUUAAAACAUAAUUGCAAUAUUUUUUUAUAAAAAUUAUUUAUUUUACAUACCAAUUAACAGAUUAUAAGAAAAAAUGUGCGUUUUGCAAAAUGUUUGGGUAUUUUGUUUAGAAAAAAAAUAGGCUGAUUUAGUUAUAGAGUACAUAAAAAAAGAAAAAAACCAUAAAAUAAUAUCAUUAGCUUAGUUAUUAUUAUUGAAUUGCAUUUAUUAUGAAAUUUGUUACCUAAGAUUAUUUAUUAAUUGUCUAACCAUUAUGGCUCUUCUUUUGUUAUGGUGAUUUUAUUUAUUUUGUUUGUUAUUAUUUAUUUGUACGUACAGUCUGGUGGAAUUUGAUAAUUUUUCCUUUGAGAGGAAUCAGUUUUAUAUUCAAAAUAAGUUUGUUUUUUUUUUUUGUUAAUUAUUAUAAUUUUUUUUAUAUAUAUUUAUAUAUAUAUAAAAACAAAUGUUUGUUAUUUUGGGAAUUUUAUUUUAAUUAAAAUUCUUAACAAUUAAAAGACAUAAUUAAAUUAUAAUCAUGUUAAAAAUGCUAAAACUCAUAUUGGUUAGAAAUGACAACAUUCCAAAAGUGUAUAGCAAUUGAAAUACGUUGAUUGAUGGUGAACAGUAGAGAUAUCAAUUUAUAAUUACUUGUACACAUAGACUAGAUUACUCAAAUCCAAAUAAAACAUGUUUUGUUUUAUUAUUCCCAUCUAUGUAUAUUUGUGUGCAUUCUUAUAAUUAGGAUCAGUCUUAGGAGAUAAAAAGAUAGAAGUAAGUCGUAGGUUACACGCAUCGGCUGGCCAUGUGGCAAAAUAGUUGAUCAUGUUCGUACCGUAAAACAAAAAGUAGUCUCGUUGAGAAAACUAUUGAAUAGUAAUGGGGGUUGGAGUGUGAAAGAGGUAUCAAUUUUGAAUAGAUUCCACUGUCUUAAAUUUAUCAAAAUGAUAGAAAUCUAACCAAAUUAUCUGUAGACUACAUAUUUUACAUAGUUGUUAAUUUCGUGUACAUUUUAUACAUAACUAGUGUAGCCUAUAUUUAAUUUAUCAUCCUACCUACUACCACCUACAACAGUGGGCUUUAAGUGCAAUAUGAAAUAUGGUCAGUUUAAAAAAAAUUAUUGUAUUUUUGACUUAGCAUAUUCCAAAAAUAUGUAUACAUUUGUUGUGUUAACUAUGAAAUAUAAUUAAUUACCAUUAGUAAAUAGUGCAUUCCAAAAUUUGUUUUAGCUGGUUCUUAUUACUUUGAUAAAUUCAAAGUAAUGGCAAGUAAUUUGUAAACAAAAGAGUAUAUAUGUAAGUACAUAAUACAUACUUUAUUUUAAAACCUUUCCUUUUGACCAUGCUUUACAUACAGGUGAUUAUUUUUAUCCAAUUAUCUACAAUGUUUUUGAGUUUUUGAUAAUUCUAGUUUUUUUUUUGAGAUAAUAUUAAAUUGUUUUAUGUGAUCUUAUUUACAAUGUAUUGAAAAUAUACCUUUACUUUAGGUGUUUCUUAUACUUAAUACCACAAACACAUUAAAUUUUUAUUUUCAAUUAGCAAUCACUUUUUUGCAAACUAGAUUAGAAAAGAGAAUAUUGUUCUACACAUUUUGAUAUGCAUAAUACUAAUACCUACCAUGUAUGCAUUAUCGAUACUUAAAAUAGUUUAGACCAAAGGUGUGAAUGAAGGAGGAAUUAUCAUUUGAAUAUUGAUAUGAACUUUAUUAUCCUUCCUUACUAAGUGAUAAAUGGUAUAGGUACAAAAAUACACCCAUUUUUAUAUAUCUAUCGCAAAGUGUUAUCUUUGUUUUGAUAAUUUAAAAAACAAGUAGCUAUACAAUUUUGAAUUUACACUAACUAUUUUCCCCCUACUCAAAGUUAAAAGUGGAUUAUGUUUUCAUCAGAUUGAUCGAAAUAAAAACAUGUAGAAAUUUAAACUAAUACUCCAUUUAUUUUUGGAAAUUUUAAUAUGGAUUGGCAUUUAUACAUCUAAAGUUGUAAGUCAAUAAAAUUAAGGUGACCAAAACUAAUGGUAGGUACCUAAUAUAACACUUUAGAAGUACUUGUAUCUUAAAUUGUCAAAAAAAAAACUUGUAUGUACUUUCCGAGACAUCACAAUGGGUAUAUCUUUAUUAAUUACUAAGCAUAUAAACAUUUUUAAAAAAAUAUUAUUUUGUUACCAUUGGUAAGGGUUGUCAUUUGAAAAUGAAAAUGAAUAUUUAAUUAAGGUAGGUAUUAAAAUCAGGGUAAAAAUUAGAAAAGUAUUAACAUAAAACUUAAACAAUUUCAUUAUGUUUGAAAAAAAAACACCGUGAUACAAUUUUUAUCAUUAGAUAGCUACUGGGCAUCGAAUAUAAAAAAUUUUUAAUUUUGUAAAUUUUAAAAUUUGGGCAGGACCGCAGGAAUUUUUAAACAAUUAAUGUAUAAAUAGUUUAUACCUACCUACUACGUAUUUUAUAAUACAAAAGCCGUUAGUUGUAAAAAUAUACAUUUUAUUCAUUAUAAUUUAUUAUAUUUUUUUUAUUUAAAAAAACGAAUGGUAAUUUUAAUAAUAAAUAAUCUCUGUAAGAGUGAUAAAAAAAGAAAUUGUUUUUUACAAUGUGGGUAACGGUAGAUAGUCAAAAAUAUAUUGAUGUAGCCGAAAACGGACAUUAUUCAGAAUGACUAAUCGGAAAGAAAAGGUUCACACUCCCUCCCCUCGAAAAAGACUUAAGAAUCUAUAUAGUCAAUCGGUAUUUUUUGGAACAUGACUUAAACUCAGCAGUAGAGUGAUUUCACCAAUAGUAAAAAUGGAAAACUUAUUAUCGGUUCCACCGCCGCCACUAUGACAAUUUUUGGGCGGCCGAACCACGAUGUGAUUAUACGUAGGUUUACAAACCUCGUGGUUCUAACCUAACCGGACCUGCAUGAUAAUGCACAGCAGUCAAAGAGGGUGACGAUGUAAGUUAUACGAACAAAAAGCAUAUUGUAUACAACAGAGAAGUUCGGUGGCUGCGGAGGAUAGAGGGGACGCUGGUUGACGUCAUGAUGUCAUCAACAACAUAACAGUGUAAACGCCGCCACUGCCGGAAAAUACGAAAACUGUGAAACAUCUCGAGGGCACCGACGAUUCCCACACCUCUUGCCGUUUCGACAUCAACACUCCCGAUCCCUACCAUCAACACCCCUCCACGCCCGGCAACGGUGCAUCUGCGUUCGUCCCACGGCGGCUGUCAUCUAGGGCCGGCGGACACAUCGUCCCGGAAGUCCUCCGACAAGUCCACCACCAGUGCCGUUAUCUCGUCACCGUACGGUCCGGUGGUGGCGGUGGUGGUCUGCGCUGAGUCGGGGGAGGUGGCAGUCAGCCGACAGGCGGGGCCUCCGCGCAGAUGGAGGAUGGUUGGGUGCGUGGAAUCCGAAGAUGCGACCACCACGUACUGGCCGCCCGGCAGUAUUUCGAAAGCCGUUAUCGGAUUGGCCGGCGUGAACUCCGAGAUGAGUUGUCCUG
Messenger RNA from Cinara cedri, 11537 nucleotides. Lineage: Eukaryota; Metazoa; Arthropoda; Insecta; Hemiptera; Aphididae. The record is from the annotation of a GenBank genome assembly.